Molecule: messenger RNA, 938 nt
Organism: Cydia amplana
Lineage: Eukaryota; Metazoa; Arthropoda; Insecta; Lepidoptera; Tortricidae
Gene: Uck
Product: uridine-cytidine kinase
Exons: 6
Coding region: 21-899 (292 amino acids)
Cellular component (GO): cytoplasm
Molecular function (GO): ribosylnicotinamide kinase activity; ATP binding
Source: RefSeq, a predicted model, not a curated record
AUUUUCUCAAAUGUCAUGUCAUGUCAGCAAUACUGCAAGGCUGCCGUUUUGCUGCGCGUCGUGCCACUUCUUCAAUAAAAACAGCAAGAAAAUUCUAUACAUUUAAGAAAAUGACUGACAAAACGGUAGAUUUUACUACUCCGAAUGGGUUGGAGAGCAAAACUCCGUUCCUGAUCGGCGUCGCAGGAGGCACAGCCAGCGGCAAGUCAACAGUAUGCCAACGCAUAGUAGAAAAGCUUGGGCAACAACACAAGGAACAGACAGACAGGCGCGUGGUCUGCAUCAGUCAGGACUCGUUCUACCGAGAACUUACACCCUCGGAGAGGCUCCGCGCCGAGCGGGGGCAGUUCAACUUUGACCACCCAGACGCCUUCGAUGACAAGAAGCUGCUGGCGACACUGAAGGCAAUACUGCAGGGGAAGAAAGUGGAAGUUCCUGAAUAUAAUUACAUCACCAAUUCUAUUAGCGACCGGACACACACAAUCUACCCCGCUGACGUGGUGCUCAUCGAGGGGAUCCUGGUGUUCUACUUCCCUGAGGUCCGAGAGCGGUUCCACAUGAAGCUUUUUGUUGACACUGACUCCGACACCAGGUUGGCGAGGAGAGUGCCGCGGGACAUCAUGGAGCGAGGCCGCGACCUGGAGCAGGUGCUGAACCAGUACAUGAACUUCGUGAAGCCCGCCUUCGAGGAGUUCUGCUUGCCGACCAAGAAAUUCGCUGACGUCAUUAUUCCCAGAGGCGCUGACAAUAUCGUGGCGAUCGACCUGAUAGUGCAACACAUAUCGGAAUUUCUGAAACGGAACGUCAGGGAGCAUAACUUCCUGGGUAUGGAUUACCCCGGGUUCUGUCCGUCGGUUCCGGGCAGCCCGCAGCGAGGGAAGAGCGGACGGCCACACUAAACCGAACGAUUUGUGACUGAGUGCUGUGACCAAAGUCGG